Messenger RNA from Solea solea (common sole), 2617 nucleotides. It is a transcript of the gene aadac, whose product is annotated as arylacetamide deacetylase. Gene Ontology annotation, cellular component: membrane. The record is from RefSeq and is a predicted model, not a curated record. Gene Ontology annotation, molecular function: carboxylic ester hydrolase activity. The coding region runs from base 526 to 1767 and encodes 413 amino acids. The transcript has 5 exons. Lineage: Eukaryota; Metazoa; Chordata; Actinopteri; Pleuronectiformes; Soleidae.
GGCUCUGUCACUGGUAAUAUUAUUAGCUUAAACUGCCUUGCAGCCAUUUCUGUUAAGCUGCGCCCUGAGGAUUUAGAGUCGGUAUAAAGUUUGUGGGACGGACUUGUCUCGGAGCGCACAGCGAACACUGCUGGAUGAGUACUGAGUUCCCAUUUCCUAAUCAAUGGACUUUAAGCUAUAGAGUUGUAUGAAGCACCGGAGGAAUUUGCGCCGCGGGCCGAGGUGGGACGUUUCGUAAGCGCAAAGGGCGCGCGCGCUCCAGUCUCCAUGCCACUGUCCACAAGUAAUUCCACCGCUUUACGAGACGCACGGGCAGCAACGAAACGCAAAAGAACACGCACACCGAUCACCAUCGCCAUCACCAGACACGUGUCGUCGGAUUUAGCUGGUGUGGAUCCAAGAUUAAUUGCGACCUAAGGCUGUGCAUUUGCGCACAGGAGCGCCGUGUUGUGUUAACAAGCGCGGCUCCCAGUCUGUUUGUGUUUGCGCGCUGUACGGCCACUGACCGGGAGCACACGCGGUAAAAUGAGGUUGAGAGGCAUCGUUGUGUUCGUCGCUCUCUGCGCGUUCUCCGCUUAUUAUAUUUACGAGCCCAUUCCAGAUGCGGUAGAGGAGAAAUGGUCACUGAUGUUUCUCUGCUGCGGCUUCAAAACCUUAUCACAUGUGGCAUACCUCAGUGAAUUUUUCGGGCUGAAGGACUACAUGGACGUACUGUUCGUUGUUACUUAUUUGGAAAGGAUAGUGCCCGUGUCUGACGAGAAUGUUACGGUGACAAUGGAGAAGUUUGAUGGAGUGGAGGUGUUGCUCUACCAGCCAAAGAAGCAGGGUGCCGAUGCUGAACUCAGGAGAGCUGUCAUAUACCUUCACGGAGGCGGAUGGUGCGUUGGCAGCUCCCGCAUGGCUUCAUAUGAUGUCCUGAACAGAAUGAUGGCCACUGAGCUAGAUGCAGUGAUUCUUUCAGUAGAGUACCGCCUCGCCCCUGCUCACCACUUCCCCAUCCCAUAUGAGGACGCGUACCGCGCGACCAAAUAUUUCCUCCAGGAGGGGGUGCUGGCUCAGUACUCUGUGGACCCGGGGCGCGUUGCUGUGUCUGGGGACAGUGCUGGGGGAAACCUGGCAGCUGCAGUCUCUCAACAGUUGCAGAAAGAGCCUGGACAGCAGAUUCAACUGAAGGCCCAAGCACUCAUCUACCCUGCACUGCAGGCUCUGGACCUUAACACUCCUUCAUAUCAGCAGAAUCAGUACAUUACGUCCAUUCUGCCUCGCGCCCUCAUGUUGCGUUUCUGGAGUCAAUACUUCAGUAGCAACAAGGCCCUUUUUGAGGCCAUGAUGGCAAACACCCACAACAACCUCGAGACCUCCAGCCUGCUAAAAUUUGUCAACUGGAGUGCUUUUCUACCAGAAAAGUUCCAUAAAAAUUACAACUAUAGUGCUCCUGCUGUGGUAGAGCUGGUUGGAGAGGAAGCAGUAGGGAUGGACAGUCCAUCUCAGUCUUUUGCUGACCCAAGGGCAUCACCCCUGCUGGUUCCAGACUCAGUCUUACGCUCUCUGCCUAAGGCCUACAUUAUAACAUGUGAGUAUGACGUUCUCCGAGAUGACGGGAUUAUGUAUGCCACGCGGCUCCGUGCUGCUGGUGUUGAGGUGACACAUGACCACUAUGAUGAAGGAGUUCAUGGAGCGAUUAUGUUCAAUAUUUGGCCAGCUGACUUUCGGAUUGCACGUCUCAUGACAGCCAAAUAUAUCAAAUGGCUCAAGGAAAACUUGUAAAAAAACCUUUUAUAUUCAUUCCAGUUAUUGCACCACUGUGGUAACAGGGUUUUUUUUUUCCCAGUUAGUGUUCAACUUUUUUUUUUUUUUCUUUUUUCUGUAAAUAUAUGGAUAAGUAUGUUCACUUACAUGUAGAAUGGAGUGUAUUAUUCAACUAACCAAAUGCCACUCAGAUGCUGCAGUAUCACUGAACCUGUGUUGUGUAUGGCUAUUUAUUUAUUUCAUUUAGUUGACAAAGGAAGUCCUGCUACCUGAUUUUACUUUCACUACAUCAUUUUAGCAAUACCAUUUGUAGCAUACUGCUUCAAAAAUAUGACAUUUCCCAUUAUGGAGUCGGAAGUAUAAAUCAUCACAAAGCAUUAAAAGUUAAUGAUAUUGCAUCAAAAAAAAUGGAUAAUUUGUUAAGUAUGGCACAACCACAAGGCAAGAGCUAACCCUCAACGUAUCUCAUAUGUGCUGCUAUGGUAAAUUAUUUAUAUUGCAAAACAUUCAGCAUUUAGUUUGAUUUCCUCCCACAUUUACAGGUAACACAUUAACAUAGAUGUUGUCAGUUUGAUUUGUGUGUUCAGCCACAUUCCACACAGAGUAUUGGUACUUACUGUGCACAAGUUUAAGUAAAGUUCAGGCUGUAACAACCUCCAUACAGUCAUCAAGUCAUGCAUUCACACAUUUGUGAUUGAGCUUUGUUGGAUAAUGGAUAUGAUGCAUGGAUAAAAGAGUAAUAAUGUCCAACAAGGACUUUGGGCAACAUUUUCAUGUUGAGCCUUGAUCUUUACAGCGUAUCACAAAUCUCUGAAAUUAUGAGUCCCCCGUUAUAUAAUUUAUAGCUGUGUGUGUGUGUGUGUGUGUG